AUGUCCUUGAACCUUCUUCUUCACCUAAAAAGAGUACCAUUAGUGUCAGCACGCACGUAUGCUGAUACUCAAAUUCAAGCAACAGCGGCCAAUGUUUUUAAGGUCAGAGAUGCGCUACACAACGCAUUGGACGAGGAGCUGGCCAGAGACGAAAGGGUCUUUAUCAUCGGCGAGGAGGUGGCACAGUUUGAUGGUCCUUAUAAGGUAAGGUCAGGGUUGAGUUGGGUAGGGUAGGAUCAGGAAAGAUAGGAUAGGAGAGGAUUGGGUUGGGUUGAUUUGGGGUGGUUAGAAUUAGGCUUGCGGCUUUAAUAGGAAUGGGGGUGGGGAUUGAAAAAUGGAAAAAAUAGGGCAGGGUAGGAUGAGGUAGGGGAACAUAGGAUAGGGGUGGGUAAGUUAUCGUAGAGUAGGGUAGAGUAGGUGGGAUUGGGUAGGGUAGAGUAGGGUAGAGUAGGGUAGGGUAGGGUAAAAUUUUUAAUUUGUGGUAAUGCUCAGGUAACCAAAGGCUUGUGGAAAAAGUAUGGAGAUAAGCGAGUGAUCGACACGCCAAUCGCUGAGAUGGGAUUUACUGGAAUUGCGGUCGGAGCGGCUUUCAAUGGCCUGAGGCCAAUCGUGGAUUAUAUGACAUGGAAUUUCGCUAUGCAAAGCAUUGAUCACAUAAUUAACAGUGCUGGCAAGGCUUUCUAUAUGUCUGCUGGAAGGGUGGGUACUGUAACAUUGUAGUUUGUGACUUUUUAAAAAAUUUGAAAAUUUUUUUUUCAAAAAUAAAAAUUUUUAAAAAUUAAAUUUUUUUUUAAUUUUAGUGCAAUGUCCCAAUAGUCUUCCGUGGUCCUCAUGGCUGGGCUACAGGUGUAGCAGCCCAACAUACUCAAGAUUACUCGUCGUGGUAUGCCCACUGUCCUGGUCUAAAGGUGGUUGCACCUUACAGUUGUGAAGAUGCCAGAGGGCUUUUGAAGGCUGCUGUACGAGAUGACAAUCCUGGUAAGGGGUGGAUUCUUAAAAAUAAUUUUUUAGCUAAUUUUAGAAGGGGGCGGAUUUUUAUGAAAGAAAGGGUAAGGCAGAAUAAAGUAGGGUAGGGUAGGGCAAGGUAGUAUAGGGUAGGGUAGGGUAGGGUAGGGUAGGGUAAUGUAAGGUAGGGUAAUGUAGGGUAGGAUAAACUAGGGUAAUGUAGGGUAGGGUAUGGCAGUGUAAUAAAGCAGGGCCGGGUGUGGUAGGGUAUGGUUUUUUUAGAGUCGUGUGGGGCAGGAUAGGACAGCAUAUUAUAGAUAAAGGUGGGGGUAGAGCAUAUAUAUAAUAGAAGGUAGAACAGGAAAGGGAAGCGUAGAAGCGAACAGGGCAAGUCAAGGAAUGGCUGGCCUGGGCUGGGUUGGGUUAAUCUCGACAAGACUAGAUAGGGCAGCGUGUGAUAGGAUAAGAUAAUAUGGAAUAAGGGGACGUAUGGGAAGGGUAGAGGGUCCGGGUGGGCUGGACACAGUAGUAUGUAGUAGGGUAGGGUAGGGCAGGUUAGGGUAGGUAUAGGGUUUUUACAGAGAAGAAUAAGCCUAAUAUAAACCUUGGUUUCAGUUGUGAUUCUGGAAGAUGAGAUGCUGUACGGCUACAGUUUCCCCUUGUCUGACGAGGCUUUGGACAAGGAUUUUACGAUUGAAAUUGGCAAAGCGAAAAUUGAAAGACAAGGAAAGGAUGUUACUAUCGUAUCGCAUUCGAUGGGUAUGCUACAUGCUCUUCAAGGUGCUGAGGAGUUAUGUAAGGCUGGCAUUGAUGCUGAGGUAGGGUAAAUUUUAAAGGGAUAAGGGCCUACACUUGGACUAAGGCUAGGGCUGCGGCUCCAACUAGGGCUAUGGCUAGGGUUAGGGCUAGUGAUUUGGGCUAGGGCUAGAGCUAGGACCAGGGUCACGACUAGAGCUAGGACUAUAUCUAGGACUAAGACCAGGACUAGCAUCAAGCCAAGGCUCGGACCAGGAUUGGGAGUAGGACCAGGUCUAGGACCAGGAACAGGCUAGGACGAGGACCAGGAUUAGGACCUUUGGCUUAGGGCUUUGAGCCAGGCUUUGAGCUAGGGCUAUAUUGUAGCAUAUGCUAUGCGUAGAAAAGUUUAUCGCUGCAUGUGGGUAUAGGUAUCAAUACGCACAUACAUAUAUACACGUCCUUACAGGUAAUCAACCUCCGUUCCCUAAGGCCAUUAGACUUUAACGCCAUCAAGAAGUCUGUUCUAAAAACUCAUCGUUUGGUGUCAGUGGAAACCGGCUGGCCUUUCUGUGGCAUUGGAGCCGAAAUUGCGGCUCAACUCAUGGAAUCAGACGCCUUUGACCAACUUGACGCUCCUGUAGCUCGAAUCACUGCUGCCGACGUACCCACACCGUACGCUUUGAACUUGGAGAUGGAAUCACUUCCAAACAAAGAUCAUGUCGUGAAGGUGGUCAAGAAAAUGCUGGGAGCACCAUAG
This is a messenger RNA of Bursaphelenchus okinawaensis, 2440 nucleotides long. Lineage: Eukaryota; Metazoa; Nematoda; Chromadorea; Rhabditida; Aphelenchoididae. The record is from the annotation of a GenBank genome assembly.